Messenger RNA from Penaeus vannamei (Pacific white shrimp), 3184 nucleotides. Its product is annotated as serine/threonine-protein phosphatase CPPED1. The record is from RefSeq and is a predicted model, not a curated record. NCBI's taxonomy places the organism in Eukaryota, Metazoa, Arthropoda, Malacostraca, Decapoda, Penaeidae. Gene Ontology annotation, molecular function: hydrolase activity.
GUUCGCGCAAGCCUGGGUCUUCGCAUGCGCAUUCAGGGGGAUUCAUAGUUUAUACGUCGACUUUUCGCUUGGAUUGCGUAGUGUCACGUAUAUUUUGUUUAUUCCCCUCACCUUCGUUUCGACCCCAAUUUUCACCACCGUUUCCGUGGCUCAUACUAGUUGGCCGUACAAGCGAGUGUUCCCAACCAAAAUACGACCGGGGUUUGUGAACAGGUGUACAAGUGUGCCCGAGAGACCUGACGCAACCGACCGCCUUCCCUUCGUCACCCAACUGGCGUUAAUUGGCCCAUCGGACCCUGUGGACGGCGAAGAACUUACAUCAGCAGCGACAAGGGGAUCCGAGAACAGGGCGCUGUUUACCCAUUCGCCGUAAGAAGAUCGUGUAGAGUUUGAUUCUGAGGAAAAGCGAUCAAAAGGAUACAGUUGAGGCGACCUCCCUUUAAGACUCGUAGAUUUACUAGAGGGCCGAGAAAGAGACAGUAUAAGUAGUAGCUCGCGGGAGGAAAAGUGAGAAGAAAGUGCCAAGAGAAGCGCUCGAUAAGACCGCUACAUUGCAUUUUUUCCCAAGUUGAGCGGAAAAAAGACGCUCAUUGUGGCGAGUCCACAGUUAUUCGAAGAGUCCUCGAUCCUGCCAAGCGUAGAGCAUUGAGGAAGGUCUCAGUGCCUCGAGUGAGUGCCAGCGGGAGCUUAAGCAUACUCACCGAACUCUUACGCAUUCUCUAGCAUUUUCUUUCUUCUCUCCGGAGCGUAUUUUUCUCAUUCUGAGAAGAACAAGGUUCCAAUCAACAAAAAGGAUUAUAAAAAAAUAACGAGGCCGCUAACCUAUCCUCAUUGUUUGAAUACCAGCGACGUAAAAAGAAAAAAAAAAACUCACAAUCAGCCCCUGAGUGACUCACCGCUAACCGUUGACAGUAGGAAAUUACAUCGCUGCAGAAUAGCAAAAAAUAUACAAUAAUUUCCUAAUUCGCGUUACUUCGGACCUACUCUCAUCGUCUCCGUUACAACGUACCGGAUCUGACGUAUGAAGUUCACCGGAGGUUCAGACGGUGUGACGUCAUAAGAUUGCAUCAUAUAUCGGGAAUUUUAGUGCAUUAUCGUACACUACGAGAACUCUUCCUUAGCUUGCUGGUAUUCAGUUUUUUUCAGCGUCUUCUGAAAAUAAUCGUAUUUACAAAAUAUAACAUACUUUCGAAAGAUUAACGAUCAUUAUAUAAAAGUUUGUGAGCAACAAUCGUACACAAAAGCCUACGGGGAAAGUUCUUCAUCUUCCACAAACGUCGGCGAUCACGAGGCAAGUGAAUGAAAUUCCCCGGCAUGCUGGUUGUGACGUCAUCUUGAAGUCUUUGCUGCGAUUGGUCGAGCGGAGGGCUGGGUCGGUGCGCGCCACGCCCCCCCACACAUAUAUAGAGCCGGCGUCUCCGCAGCGCAGCAUUGCGGAAUUCCCAUCCAUCCACACUAGGCAAGGUACCUCGGUGUGGCCAUCCAAACCAUCUCUGCAACUUUACGAUAGAAAUGGCUCUCCAGACAUCUAAUCGUCGGCUUCAUGCGGGUCAGAACUUUCUUAGUUCAUAGCAAUACGCCCCCGCAACAGCCUAAAAAGAGUACAAGAAGUUGCUAAACAUCAUCUACAAGUAGCUUCAGCUUCCAAGCUUUUGUUUACUUUUUUGUAAGUAGAACCGAAAGCAGUGAUACCAGUCUUUGCUAGUCACAACUUCAUCGUCUACAUUGCAUCUACCUACAUCAGCAACGAGCGAAAGCAAUAACUACCCGUCCAUAACAAGCAUCACAAGAGUACAACUCGAGGCCUUUGUCUGCAGCAGCACAACCGGCACAGCACAAAAGAGACGGUGAGGAAGAAAGAAGAAAAGAAAAAAAUCCAAUCCAAGAUGGUCGAGGAAGACUUCGUGGUCCUUGCGAAGGACCGGAAAUUCCUGCCGUACUACAGCGACUCGCAGAAGGAGUGGAAGGAGCCGUUCUUCUUCAUCCAGGCCGCCGACACGCAGUUCGGGAUGCAGGAGAAGUACGUGGAGGGCAAGAGCGGCGACUACGGCUGGGAGCAGGAGAUGGCGUGGUGCCGCCAGAUGAUCGCCGACGUGAACGCCAUGUGGCCCAAGCCCAAGUUCCUGGUGGUCUGCGGCGACAUCCUGGACGCCAUGCCGGACAGCGAGCCCGAGGCGCGCCGCCGCCAGGAGGUGGACUUCAAGCGCGUCUUCGCCGGACUGGACAUCCCCCUGGUGUGCGUGUGCGGCAAUCAUGAUGUCGGCAACACACCCACGCCCUCCACCGUGGCCCAGUGGCAGACCUCCUUCGGCGACGACUACUUCAGCUUCUGGUGCGGAGGCGUGUUCUUCAUCGUCCUCAACUCCCAGUACUACGAGGACUCAUCGCAGGCGGAGGCGCUGGCGGCCGAGCAGGAGCGCUGGCUCGAGGAGCAGCUAGAGGUGGUGAGGCGAGAGAAGCCCCAGCACGCCGUGGUAUUCCAGCACAUCCCGUGGUUCCUGCGCACCCCCGAGGAGGAGAAGGAGUACUUCAACAUGGAGAUCGGCCUCCGCUCCGCCAUGCUGGAGAAGUUCCACUCUGCUGGCGUCAGGUACAUCUUCUGCGGCCACUACCACCGCAACGCCGGCGGAUUCUACAAGGACCUGGAAGAGGUCGUCACGUCCGCCGUCGGGGCCCAGCUGGGCGACGCCGGCCACGGCUACCGCCUGGUCCGCGUCCUCGAGGACCGCCUCAGCCACCACUACUACCGCCUCGGCACAGCGCCCACGCACAUCCACCUGCCGAAGCCCUACAAGUCGGAGCCCGUCAGCAAGGGCCUGGCCAGGACCUGGUCCUUCAGCCAGGCCGCCGACGCCGUCUCCAGGGGCUGGUCUAUCGGCCUGUAGACGCUCCUGCUGGGGCUGCCCUGCUGGUGCUUUUCUGCCGGCAUCGCAAGCUCCGUGCUCUGUGAUGACUGUGCUAUUGUGUUCAUCACCAUUGCCAUCAUCAUACUCAUUCACUUCACUCAUUUCUCUAUAUAUCUUCACCCUCAUUUGUUUCACGCUCACGAAUCCUAUAAUGAUUUGUUGAUAGUUUGAAGUGAAAUGUUAUACUUUGUUAUAUGAUAUUUUCGUAUUUGAUCUAAAUAUAUGCACACAAAAGAUAAAAAGAGAGUGUGGUUAAUAAAUCUAUUUUGACUUUUUCA